Molecule: messenger RNA, 2662 nt
Organism: Elaeis guineensis (African oil palm)
Lineage: Eukaryota; Viridiplantae; Streptophyta; Magnoliopsida; Arecales; Arecaceae
Source: RefSeq, a predicted model, not a curated record
GUAAAAAAAAAAGGGACAAACUCUCUCCUAUCCGACCUCGACCCACGGUCAAAUGGCCUCCCCCGCCGUCCUCCGGCCCUUGCCACCCCAACCACCGCCGCCCUCCUCCUCCUCCACCGACCUCCGCGCCCACCGCCGCGCCACCAUCCGCGGCCUCGACUCCUGUGCCUCCAUGACGGAACUCCGGCAAUACCAUUCUCAGAUCGUCCGCCUCGGCCUCGCCGCCGAUAACGACGCCGUCGGUCGUCUACUCAAGUUCUGCGCCCUUUCACCCUCCGGCGACCUCGCCUAUGCCCUCCGCUUAUUCAGCCAUCUCCCCCGCCCAGACCCCUUCGUCUUCAACACCCUCUUCCGUGCCCAGCCCGCCUCUGCCCCGCGCUCGGCCCUCCUCUACUCCGAUAUGCUCCAACGCCCCGUCCAUCCCAACGAGUUCACCUUCCCCUCCCUCCUCCAGUCCAUCGCCGCCGACCGGGAGCUUGGUCUUGGCCGCCAAGUCCAUGCCCACGUCCUCAAGCUCGGCUUCGGCGCUGAUGGCUACUCCGGGAACAAUCUCCUACAUAUGUACCUCAGCUGUGGCCUGCUCGCCGAAGCUCACAGUCUUUUGGAUGCAAUGCCUCACCGAGAUGUUGUCUCAUGGACGACGAUGAUCAGUGGGUUGUCCCAAUCAGGCUUGUUGGACGAUGCCCGGAAGCUGUUUGAUGAAAUGCCGGAGAGGAACUCUGUUUCCUGGAAUGCGAUGAUUGCAGGCUAUGUGCAGGGUGGGCGGUUCAAGGAGGCAUCCAAACUGUUCGAUCAGAUGCAAGCAGAGGGGGUUGAGCUCGACAGGUAUGUCGCCGCUAGUAUGCUGUCGGCUUGCACUGGUUUGGGUGCAUUGGAGCAGGGGCAGUGGAUUCAUAGGUACAUUGAGAGGAGUGGGAUCGAGCUGGACUCGAAGCUCGCCACCACCAUCAUCGACAUGUAUUGCAAGUGUGGUUGCUUGGAGAAGGCUUAUGAAGUUUUUAGUGGAUUGUCACGCAAAGGUCUCUCAUCAUGGAAUUGCAUGAUUGGAGGUUUUGCGAUGCAUGGUCGAGGGGAGGAGGCGAUCAAGCUGUUUAAAGAGAUGGAGAAGGAAGGGGUGAUGCCUGAUGAUAUCACUCUCUUGAAUGUACUAAGCGCAUGCGCACAUGCCAGAUUGGUACACGAGGGCCGGCAUUAUUUUGAAUAUAUGGUUCAGGCUUAUCAUAUCGAGCCCAGGAUGGAGCAUUUUGGGUGCAUGGUUGAUUUGCUCGGUAGAGCAGGGUUGUUGGAAGAAGCUAAGAAGAUCAUAGAUGAGAUGCCUAUGGAACCUGAUGCUGGCGUGUUGGGCGCACUUCUUGGGGCAUGCAAGAUUCAUGGCAAUGUUGAAUUGGGGGAGCAAAUUGGGAGACGGGUCAUAGAGUUAGACCCUCAGAACAGCGGGCGAUAUGUGUUGCUAGCUAAUUUGUUUGCGAGUGCUGGUAGGUGGGAAGAUGUGGCAAAUGUUAGGAGGUUAAUGAAUGAUAGAGGAGUGAAUAAGGAGCCUGGAUGUUCUGUGAUUGAAAGGAAUGGUGUGGUUAGUGAAUUCAUUGCUGGAGGAAGGUCUCACCCUCAGGCUAAAGAAAUCUAUGCCAAGGUUGAUGAGAUGAUGGAGAGGAUAAGAGCUGAAGGUUAUGUGCCAGACACUGGUGGGGUGCUGCAUGACACUGAUGAGAAGAACAAGGAUCAUUCCUUGUACUAUCACAGCGAGAAGCUAGCGAUUGCUUUUGGAUUGUUGCACACGAAGUCAGGUGAAACGAUUCGCAUAUCGAAGAACCUGAGAGUUUGCAGAGAUUGUCAUGCAGCAAGUAAGAUCAUGUCAAGAGUUUUUGAUAGGGAAAUAAUUGUGAGGGAUCGGAACCGGUUUCAUCAUUUUAAGGGAGGAGAGUGCUCUUGCAGAGAUUACUGGUGAAUGCAAUUUGGUGGAAUUUCAGAAGCUUGCUCGGUCAAGUGGCCCAUGAGGAGGUCGUUUCUGAGAUCAGAGGAGUUCUGAGUGUUCUAAUUCCGACACUGGGUGUGGCAAGAGAGCAGAAGGAAGCAAGCAGAAAGUUUUAACGAUUAUAUAAAUCUAGAAAAGAUUUUAGGGCCAGGAGAUCAUUCAAGUUGGGUCGAGAUUAAGUAUGACUGGGAUCAAACCUCAAAUGUUGAAGUUAGGGCUGAGACAAAGUUGGGUGAAGUCUACAUUUUAGCUCAAGCAUUUGGCUAAUCUUUUAUAAUGAAAAGUACAAUAAUUGAUAGUUACAAUAAAUCCAUAAAAAAGUUUAAAUAAAACCAAAAAGGUCAAGAACUUUCAUUCAGAAAUUUUUAAUUUAAUCCAAGAAAAUGAUCGUUCUUGAGAUGCAAUUUUACUAACUAAAAUUUAAAAACGAACAUUGCUAUGGUUGAGAAAAUUACAAAUAAGAAUUUCAUCAGAUCAAAUAGCGCAUGUUUAAGUAUGAUUAAGGUAAGGCAGGUGAGUUCUUGAGAUAAAGAGACGAAUUAAUUUAAUGGAGGGUUCAUUUGAUGAAUUGGAAAAGUCACCUAGAAGGGAAGACGAAAGAGUUUUAUUUGAUUCAGAUUUUUUGCGUUGAGUUGUUUCAGUUCAGGUCCGGGUCAAGCUGCGCCCAUCUGUUUAUUUAUCUAAAUUACA